GUAGCGGCCCGAGCCCCGCAGUCGUCGCCGGCGUCUCCUGGACUCGAUACUACGCCGCCGAUCCCUCCUUUUUCUGACUGAAAUCCUCUCCCCGCUCGAGGCUCCGCUGGUAACCAUGGGUUGCGAUGACGAAGUGCUCAAGAUCAAGAAGAAGCUCGAUAAGAUGACCACGAGCGGCAGUGACCAGACACAGGCACUGGAUUUGUUGAAAGUGUUGCAGACCCUUCCAAUCAACUUCCAGGUGCUAUCUAAAACUCGCAUUGGCAUGACCGUCAACGCCCUACGAAGAGCGUCCUCAGAUGAUGAUGUAAUUUCAACAGCUAAACAGCUCAUCAAGAACUGGAAAAAAUUUGUUCCUGGGGAGUGGGAGUUCCAAGCCUACCUCGUUUCCUCCUUCAGCUCCACCUACCACUGACGCCCUGCGGCUGAAGUGCCGAGAGAUGUUAACAAAUGCUCUGAAAUGUUCAGAAUUACCAGAUGGCAUUGUUGACACCCCAGAGAGUCUUGGAGAACAGAUUGAGGAAGCCAUUUAUCAAGAGUACCGUAAUACUGAUGCUGCUUAUAAAAACCGCCUACGAUCUCGGGUGUAUAACCUGAAGGACAGUAAGAACCCACAGCUGCGAGAAAAUGUCCUUAGAGGUGUUAUUUCUCCCAAGAGAUUGGCCACCAUGUCAUCUGACGAAAUGGCGAGCGAUGAGAUGAAAGCACUUCGAGAGAAAUUCACUAAGGAGGCCAUUGACGAUCACCAGCUGGCAGUGGCCCAAGGCACCAAGACGGACCUGCUGAAAUGUGGCAAGUGUGGCCAGAGGGAUUGCACCUACAAUCAGAUGCAAACAAGAAGUUCUGAUGAACCGAUGACGACAUUUGUUUUGUGCAAUCACUGUGGCAACCGCUGGAAGUUCUGCUAAAACAACUGGAGGAAUCCUUUGUGGGCCAAAAUACUAUUUUUUCUAGUUUUAUUUUGGAGGUAUUAACGAUUGACUCAUCCACGAAAGUUAGUUGGUAAAGUUGGUAUUAAACCUUCACUAU
Penaeus monodon (black tiger shrimp) is the source of this 1029-nucleotide messenger RNA. It is a transcript of the gene TfIIS, whose product is annotated as transcription elongation factor S-II-like. Gene Ontology annotation, molecular function: nucleic acid binding; zinc ion binding. Gene Ontology annotation, biological process: DNA-templated transcription; transcription elongation by RNA polymerase II. The record is from RefSeq and is a predicted model, not a curated record. Gene Ontology annotation, cellular component: nucleus. Lineage: Eukaryota; Metazoa; Arthropoda; Malacostraca; Decapoda; Penaeidae.